AUGCACCCCAACGGUACUUGGGUUAGCGAACCCCUUACUGAAGACGACGCCUCGCCGAUUGACAGCCCGAAUACCUACUACCCCGACCAGUACGACUGCCCGCUAGCAUGUGUAGACUACGCAAAUACGCACAGCUGGAUCACGUACUUUUCAAUGGAGCGCAUCCAGCGGUGUAAGGAGGCAAUGCUGCUCGAAUUCUCAAUUUCAACGGCACUUGACGAUCCUCAGACGACACCGCUGAUCCGCAGCUGCACGUUGGGUGGCGGAGACGAUGAAUCCAUGAUCGCAGAAGUCCCUGUCGAAAAUCCAAAGAAGGCAGGAGAUCUUUUUCGAGCGAGCCUCCAGUCUGCGCCAGCAUGCGUUCUGGAUGGCAUAGAGACUUCGCACGACAUGCAGAUGACAACUCGCGGCGACGGGCAGGAACGGUCGGGCGAUAUUGUGGGGUUGCUCAUGGGCAUGGGGAUGUAUUUUGCUGCGCGCGAUAAUUGUGACGAGAAGUUCCUGUUUGCGCGUCACAAGGAUUUGGCUGUCGGCGUUCAUGUAGGAGACGACCUGGCAAAGCUAACGGCGGAGUCCGCCCUUAGCUUGCUGGCAGAUCACGUGCGAUCCAACGGAGCUCGGACGCCGAACCAGAUCGUCGUCGAGCUCUGCGGUGGCGGACGCCAGGCACGAAACGCGUUCGGCCUUAUUAUCGACAGCACGGGUGAUCUUAUUCAGGUCCAGAAAGCAGUAUUAGGGUGGAGCAAUGGAAACUGCACACUACCGGACGGGCAGAGCGUCGUCGGUCAUCUCCCAGAUGUGCGAGUAGUGGAUCUUCAUGGCGUCAACAAUACGAUCAAUGCCAACAGUACCAGCAAUGUCGCCAACAACAACGCUACCCAUGUUCGCAAACGCGCCGUGCCGCAAGCGGGAUCCGAUGGCGUCUGCGCAACACACCUUAUCCAGAAUGGAGAUACUUGCGAUCGAUUGUCCGGACAGUAUGGCGUGACUAUCGGCAACCUUGAGAAGUGGAACAGAGGAAAGACUUGGGCAUGGACUGAGUGCAAGGAUAUGCUGAUCGGCUACAGCAUGUGCGUCAGUGACGGCUUGCCCCCCAUGCCACCGCCACAGCAAGCCCCGAACGAAUUUAUGCGAAUCGGCUACUAUGAAGCAUAUAAUCACAAACGUCCUUGUCUGCGGCUCAACGCUCGACAUGCAAACGUCGGCGAAUCCUACACGCACAUCCACUGGGCGUUUGCCGACAUCAACCCCGAUAACUGGAAGCCCGCUAUUCGAGACGGCUCUGACCACUGGAAAGACUUCAAGGAACUGAGAAAUGUCAAGCGCAUUGUUUCAUUUGGCGGCUGGGCGGCUUCGACAGAACCGGCAACGUACAACAUUAUUCGCGGAGCUAUCAUAGACCACCGGGAUGAGUUCGCUAGGAAUCUGGCCCAAUUCGCCAAAGUGGAAGGCAUUGAUGGCAUAGACAUCGAUUGGGAAUACCCGGGUGCUCCUGAUAUACUAGUCGAUGGCCGACCUAUUGGCCGACCAAGCGAUGGCCUGAACUAUCUCAAGUUCCUUACGGUCUUGAAGAAAGAAUUGGAACCUGGCGUCUCUGUGUCCAUCGCCGCACCGGCCUCGUACUGGUAUCUUAAAGCUUUUCCUAUCGACAGGAUUGCGGUAGUCGUUGACUACAUUGUUUACAUGACGUACGAUCUGCAUGGGCAAUGGGAUGCUGGUAAUCCCAAUGCAUAUGACUCAUGUCCUUCCGGUCGAUGUAUCCGGAGCCAUGGCUACCUCGCUUACGCCGAGAUCACUGAGCUUAUCACCAGCCCUGGUGAGAACUCGUCUCGAACCUUUUUCGAUAAGCAGUCGCGUACUGAUGUCAUGGUGUACAAUGGUGACUACAUCAGUUAUAUGACUCCUGAAACCAAGGACGCCCGACGUGCCGAAUGGAAGUCAUUCAACUUUGCUGGGACUGUUGACUGGGCCGUUGAUCUCCAGGAGUUCACUGCGCAGGAAAUGAGCAUUCUACCUCCACGACCCGAGAGUGGUCAAGGCUGUACCUCCGGGGAAGGUAUCACUUUAGAGUCAGGGGACCUUUGCGACUUCACCUGUCUCUAUGGAUUUUGUCCUGAGCGUGUAUGCAUAUGCUACACAACUGGAAAGCUUCUAGAUCUGCCAACCGAGAAGACUGGACUCAACAUCGUAGCUUGGGACGAGUUCAAUGUGGAACUAAACCGACUUUGCAUGUUUGCUUGCAAAUACAACUAUUGUCCCGAGGAGAUAUGUACCACUCCUAUCGAUGGGCCCGAUGAAAGUGGACCACACGGAUUUGGGGAGGACUUUGGCAACGGCGAAGAUCCCAACUAUUACAACAAAACCGCAGCGAAACUCGCCAAUGAUCAGACAUGCAUCAUAUACAGGGACCCAGCAUACAACGAAGUGAGCAAGACUCAGUGCAAACCCAUUUGUCAGGACGCACUAGAUGAGGCGGCAGAGGAGGGGAGAACAUCUAAUUACGGGUGUAUCGGAUUCUACCCUAUGGAAACCAGUAUUCCUUGGGAGAGAGGACCGGGAGCGGGUAGUCAGUUGAUUGCGCCUGGGAAAUGUUUGUGCGACAACUUCCUCCUCAACGAACUGGCAGACACUGUUCUGGAAGCAAUGCCCUUGAUCGCUCAGAUUAGUUGCUAUGUGCUCAUGUCAAGUAUCAAACUCGUAAUCGACGUCGGAGUUCAAUUCAUACCCGUAGUGGGCAAGAUUCUGGAUAUUGGUCUGGAUAUGGCUACAACAGCCGCACAGAUGGCUGCGUAUCUGUAUCCCGAAGAAGAAGACCCCGAGGGCGCAUUCUCAUGGUGGCUGAGUCCAUGCGGGGGUACGGACCUGGUGCCGCAAGAUAUCAAGAAAGCUUUCGAAAUCUUGAGCACCGUAGCCAACGGUGUAUCGAGCUUCAAGCCGCCAAAGCGCAUGAAACGUCACAGUCGCAAAAAGGGUGACGACGGUAACCCAAUCGAUAGCUCAAGGCCCCGUCGACCAGGUGGAGGUGGCAGCGGUAAUGGCGUUACUAAGCCAGCAAAGAAAUGCAGAGUACCCGCAGGGAAAUCAACACUCCGUCUCGGCGAGGCCUCCAACACACUUCGCAAGCAGUCCUGCGUCAACGGUUUAACAAGAAAAGAGAACAUGGUCAUUACCUCGCUCGCUUUUGCGCCAAAUGCGGUGCCAGUGCAAUUCAAAGCGACUUGUUCGCAAGAGAAUUCACAAGCUUGUUACCAUUACAGCUCAGUCAUUCGAAAUCAUCCGUCAUGGUCGACUCUGACCUGCGAUGAGGAAAACGCUACUAUCAAGCACCGGCUCGACGCGAAAGCCACCGAUGUCUGGACCUACCAGCAUAAUGGUCGGGGAUGGGUAAAGCCGGACGAUUGCGAUCGAGAUGAGUACCCACCCGCCUACCUAUUGCACAGAAACCAUCCCGCCUUUUUGAAAGCCGGCGUCGAUGCUCAAGGCCAAAUGGUACGCGUUUUGCCAGCCGAUGAGAACAGACGCGCUGGCAGGAUGUGGAAGGGUGCAUGCUUCAAGCCUCCGCUUGAAGAUCUGACGAACUCCGACUUCGCGGCAAAAGCCAACGCUGCCCCCAACAAGGUAUACGCGAUGAAGAAGGGGUAUCAGUACACUGAAGUACACGUGACCGUCACUCAGCGCCCUGAGUUUACGAUUGCUGCAUGGGGCCAUGCUGCUGCCCCACCCAACGAAGGUUUGGACCAGAACAGCUGUUGGCCUUCAAACAUUGCAGCUGCUGAUCCUGGCUUUGUACUGUUGACUUAUGAUCCCUGGUACUCGAACAUGGCUCCUCCUUACAAUUACAAGAAACCGUACGUUCAGGGUGCCAACGGAUCUUAG
Molecule: messenger RNA, 3876 nt
Organism: Alternaria novae-zelandiae
Lineage: Eukaryota; Fungi; Ascomycota; Dothideomycetes; Pleosporales; Pleosporaceae
Exons: 7
Coding region: 1-3876 (1291 amino acids)
Biological process (GO): carbohydrate metabolic process
Molecular function (GO): chitin binding; hydrolase activity, hydrolyzing O-glycosyl compounds
Source: RefSeq, a predicted model, not a curated record